This is a messenger RNA of Poecilia reticulata (guppy), 1003 nucleotides long. RefSeq names its product glutathione S-transferase A-like. NCBI's taxonomy places the organism in Eukaryota, Metazoa, Chordata, Actinopteri, Cyprinodontiformes, Poeciliidae. The record is from RefSeq and is a predicted model, not a curated record.
ACCACACCGCUCUUGACCAUGUUUCCCAGACAGAGCGGUGAGGUUUGUGUCUAACUAUGGCGAAGUCGAUGUAUCUGCUGUGGGGGUCCGGAUCCCCUCCCUGCUGGCGCCUCAUGAUCACCCUGGAGGAGAAGAAACUACAGGGAUACAAACAAAAACUGUUGUCUUUUGAGAAAGAGGAGCAUAAAUCUAAAGAGGUUCUGGAAAUCAACCCCAGAGGACAGCUUCCUACCUUCAAACAUGGAGAGAAUAUAAUCAAUGAGUCUGUUGGAGCGUGUUUGUACCUGGAGAAUCAGUUCAAGUCUCAGGGCAACAAGCUGAUCCCUGACAGUCCUGCAGAACAGGCUCUGAUGUACCAACGCAUGAUGGAGGGUCUUUYCUUUCUUSAKAAAAUGGAAUUUUUUGUCUUCUACGACUUCUACGCCCCUGAAGGAGAGCGCCAUGACUCUGCUCUGAAGAGACACAAGGACAAUCUGGUCACUGAGCUUAAACUCUGGGAGAGCUACCUGGAGAACGUGGCUGCAGGCCAUUACCUAGCAGGAGGAUUCUCCUUAGCCGAUGUUGUCUUCUUUCCAAGCAUUGCUUGUACCUUCGCUUAUGGCUUGUCUCCAGAACGAUACCCCAAUCUGGCCAAGUACUACAACCUUCUGAAGGACAGACCCAGCAUCAAAGCUACUUGGCCCCCAAAGUGGUUCCAAUUCGAACAAAGAUCUGAAUGCCUGAAGGAGAUCUGAAUGCCAAAAACCGACAAGGUCUUCGUUCCUAAUUUUUUAUUUUUUUUAUAAUAAACUUAAUAAAUAUAAUUACUAUAAUUUCUUCACAUAGGUAGAUCACCACAUUUUCUCAUUUGUGGAUAAUGUAUUAGGUUAAAUGUGUGAGAGUGGACUAUAAGGUUGAACUCAGAUGAUUAAAAAAUGCGACUAAUCAUUUCUUAAUAACUAAAUUGAUGCCAUGUUUUAUGACUUGUCUAGUCUUCAAUAAAUAAAGUUUUUUUCCCCCCCAA